This is a messenger RNA of Blepharisma stoltei, 843 nucleotides long. The record is from the annotation of a GenBank genome assembly. Lineage: Eukaryota; Ciliophora; Heterotrichea; Heterotrichida; Blepharismidae.
AUGAAUCUUCAUUUAAAUGGAAUUUUAAAACAAGACAUGAGCUUUGAAGUUACGUCUGCGGCAUCUGCAGCACUCAAAGUGAUGCAGACCCAGCUAAAAGAGCUUAGAGACCAAAAUCAGCAGCUUCAAAACAAAUUUUUCCAAUGCCAGACGAAAUAUAAUGACGAAAAAUCUGCAUGAGAACAAGAAAUGGACAGGCUAAGUCAGCUUUUUCAUGGGAGAGAACAAGAUUUAAUAGCCCAGCUAAACCUUAUGAGCGAUAAGGUGCUUUUAUUAGAAAGCAGCAAUCGGAAGCUUGAAGACGACGUCAAAAAUCUGCGGACAGAGGCCAAAAAUAAUGCAGAAAAAGAUGGGACUAUCAGUCUCUUGCAGUCUGAAAUCAGAAAUUUAAAGCGGCAGCUCAGCUCAAAAGAAGAGGAAAAUGAAUUGAUUUUGAGGCGUGUCCAGCAGCUUGAAAAGGAAAAAAGAUCAUUAGAAAGCGACUAUGAUAUGAAAAUCAAUGAAAAAAUAAACAAUAUGUCAGGUAACACCUCUUUUAACUACUCCAGAAGAGAAACAGAUAUUUCUCGCAGAAAAGACGAAGAAGAGUUUCCUAUGAAAAUCCAAAAACCCCAAGUUUCACUUGAAAUUCCUGAAAUUGAUGGAGAAGCUGACAGGGUUGAAGAAGAAUUGGAAAAUUUAAAAGCAGAGUACAGAAACUUGAAAAAUAAUUCUUAUCAAUACGACACUGAGUGGAGGCAGAGAAUGGAAAAUAUCAUGAAGCAGAUCGAAAACAAAAGCGAAGUCUUGCUGAGACUUAGAGAAUCCCAGAGAAAGUUUCUAAAAUCCAGGGCAAUAGGAUAA